AUGAGUAACAAUACCAUUUCGGAGCUUGUCACUGAAGAUGGGAGUACUAUUAUGAAAGCUAAUCAACUGUGUAAUCAUGUGGUAAGUUAUUAUGAUAAUAAAUUCAAUAUAGAUGACCAUCCUAUUGACCCUCCGCUUUUUGAUUAUGAGCAUGCAUCCAUUUCUGCUAGCGAAUGUCAAGACAUGGAUAAAAUUCCUACGGUGGAGGAGAUCAAAGCUGUUGUUUUUGAGUUAGAUUGGUUUAAGAUUUUCACUAAAAUCUUGGCUACUAGAUUGGGUGGAGUCUUAGAUAAUCUAGUUUCUGAAGAACAAAUAGCUUUUAUAAAGGGUAGAAAUAUCCAUGAGAAUAUUAUCUUUACUACAGAAUUGGUUAAUGGUCUUCAAAAGAAGCGUAAGGAUGGUAAUUUGGGUCUCAAACUUGAUAUUUCUCAAUCUUUUGAUACAGUGAGAUGGUCUUUUGUCUUGGAGGUAUUUCGAAGGUUUGAAAGAACAAUGAUGGUUUCCACCAGCAGCAACAACGAUUACUCCUCCAUAUCUUCUGAUGAGGAUUUCAAGGCUUAUGCAGCCAAAUCGCGAGCUAAAACGAAUUAUGUUGAGGGAGCUAAAGCUAGCAUAUCCCUUAAUGACCGAAGGAUCUCUUAUGAAGAGCUCAUGAAGAGAAAGACCCAGGAUGAUGAGAUGGAGGAUCGUCGACGUAGAAAGGAUCGAAUCCGGUGCAGGAUACAGGCGGCUGAAGAGAGGCGUCAAUUUUUUGAUGGUGUACCCUCCGACUCUGACGCUAAUGCUUCUGAAGAGGAAACUGUGUGGGUGGUACGGAAUUACGAGAUUAAGCGGCGUACCAGAGAACUUCAAAAGAUUGCGAAGCAGGUUGAAGCUGAACUCGAAGCUGAGUACGAAGAAGAGGAUGACUCGGACUCAGAUGAUCCUAAUAUCCACCCAGACUUCAUCAAUGGCCGUGAUAGUGAUUCUGAUGAAGAACUCGAAGAGGAUUCUGCAAAGGACGAUGAUUAUGAAUCUGAUAAUUCUGACAAAUCUGAUGACUCUGACGAAUCUGACAAUUAA
This is a messenger RNA of Papaver somniferum (opium poppy), 1062 nucleotides long. RefSeq lists its product as uncharacterized. The transcript is spliced from 4 exons. NCBI's taxonomy places the organism in Eukaryota, Viridiplantae, Streptophyta, Magnoliopsida, Ranunculales, Papaveraceae. The record is from RefSeq and is a predicted model, not a curated record. Bases 1 to 1062 code for a protein of 353 amino acids.